Messenger RNA from Durusdinium trenchii, 601 nucleotides. The record is from the annotation of a GenBank genome assembly. NCBI's taxonomy places the organism in Eukaryota, Dinophyceae, Suessiales, Symbiodiniaceae.
UCACGGAAUGUCACGCUCAAUGGUGCUCAUUGAACAUUGAGGUACGAUACGGUAUAUGUUUCUUUCGAUGUUCCUUUCGGUGUUCUUGGUAUGAUGGGUGUCCAUGCUCAAACCGUCCAUUUCGAGACCCAUCGCUGGCCGACGCGCGGCGCCUUUCAGCCCAAGCGAUCGCAGAGCGUUUCAGCCGCAAAGACCCGUCGGCCCCAUGGACGUGGACUAUGACGAGGAGGUGGAGGACACUCGUCCCGCGGGGCGACGCAUGAAGGGCCGCGGAGGUGAGGAUGAUGAUCGUUAUGCGGGCAAAGCAGGGAAGUUCGAGCGCUUGGACGAUGAUGACGAUGAGACCGCGGGAUUGAACCAAAAGAUGUGGGAGGAUGACAUCUUCGAAGCCUUCUCCGAGUACGGCGACAUCAAAAACCUCCAUUUGAACCUAGAUCGCCGUACGGGCUUCGUGAAGGGCUAUGCCUUCAUCGAGUAUGAGAAUAAGCAGGAGGCUGAUCUCGCUGUGAAGUCGAUGGAUGGCAACACCCUGCUGGAUCACAAGCUGGAGGUGAGUUGGGCCUUCGCCAAGCCUGGCAGCAAGAAGAAGGGCCGCAGGUGA